ACUACUACUUCCUUUUAAUCAACGCUAAAAAAAACAUUGUGAAAUAGAAGAGAUGAUGAUGCAAUCACGAUUAUUAGCGUUUGCUUCAGCGGCUCGUUCCCGCGUCCGACCUACCUUACAAAGGCGGUUAGCGUUUGGAUCAUCGACGUCUGGCCGAACCGCUGAUCCAGAGCUUCAUGCCGGUAACGAUGGAGCUGAUCCAGCUAUUUUUCCCACAGACCCUGAAGGUAUGGAUGAUGUAGCGAACCCUAAGACGGCAGCGGAAGAAAUAGUCGACGAAACUCCACGGCCGAGUUUAGAAGAGAAACCGCUUAAUCCGCCGAAAUCUCCACGCACCACCGCACAUAAGCUAGAGAGCACUCCCGUUGGUCAUCCGUCGGAGCCCAAUUUCCAACAGAAACGGAGAAGAAGCACCGCCACCACCUCCCCGCCGUCGCCUGACUCAUCGUGGCCAAGAGACGACGGAGAAUCGGAGGAGCAAAGGCGGAGAGAAGAUGAAACAGAGAGCGACAAGGAAUUUUACGCACACCACAAAGCGUCUCCGUUGGCGGAGAUAGAAUUCGCCGAUACUCGGAAACCUAUCACGCAAGCCACCGAUGGAACGGCGUAUGCGGCAGGUAAAGAUGUGAUCGGAUGGUUGCCGGAGCAGCUAGACACGGCGGAGGAGUCUUUAAUGAGAGCUACGAUGAUAUUCAAACGUAACGCAGAACGCGGCGAUCCUGAAACGUUUCCUCAUUCUAGAAUCUUAAGAGAAAUGAGAGGCGAGUGGUUUUAAUCUAAAGACGAUAAUAAAUGCUAAUACUGUCUAAAUA
This is a messenger RNA of Eutrema salsugineum, 812 nucleotides long. RefSeq lists its product as uncharacterized. The transcript is spliced from 2 exons. Bases 53 to 775 code for a protein of 240 amino acids. The record is from RefSeq and is a predicted model, not a curated record. Lineage: Eukaryota; Viridiplantae; Streptophyta; Magnoliopsida; Brassicales; Brassicaceae.